Fusarium venenatum is the source of this 585-nucleotide messenger RNA. RefSeq lists its product as uncharacterized. Lineage: Eukaryota; Fungi; Ascomycota; Sordariomycetes; Hypocreales; Nectriaceae. The record is from RefSeq and is a predicted model, not a curated record.
AUGGGCGCUGAUUCACUCGUUAAGUUCGCUGUGAGACCGGACGGUCGAAUUAUCACUCACGAGCCUACCCUCACACUCCAAUACGACAAAUGGGCCGAAGAAAUGCAAACACUGAGCGUGCCCGGUGAACACCUUCCUCGAUAUGCGAUUAAGCGACUCACCAAGUGUGGCGGUGCUCGGGGACACAAGUUCGAAGUAUACUCCACCACCGACAAAGUACAGCGAAUCGCUUGCAUCAAACAACAAUCUAUGCCACCCAGAAUCCAAAUCAACCUGACCCAAGCCGAUUAUAAACUCAAAAUAAAAACACACGACUCCUCGCGGCAAUACGAUGCUGCGGGCGGUCUCGGACGCUUAUACUGGAAGAGUACGAGCACGAAAGCUUGUUGGAAACUCAAGAACAACAAGGGUCUUGUUUUAUUAGUAACAAUCGACGAGAGUAAAACCAAUGGAAUUAUCAGCAUUUACAAAAAACAUCUAGAAAAUGAGGUAAUUGAAGAAUUACUGGCUGUCGCCGUGGCUCAAAUUGAGGAUUACAACAGGAUAACCAGGGCGUCUGAAAGGAGUGCUGGGAGGGCUCCAUGA